Molecule: messenger RNA, 3129 nt
Organism: Drosophila grimshawi
Lineage: Eukaryota; Metazoa; Arthropoda; Insecta; Diptera; Drosophilidae
Gene: Vha100-2
Product: V-type proton ATPase 116 kDa subunit a1
Exons: 6
Coding region: 239-2752 (837 amino acids)
Biological process (GO): proton transmembrane transport; vacuolar acidification
Cellular component (GO): vacuolar proton-transporting V-type ATPase complex; plasma membrane; vacuolar proton-transporting V-type ATPase, V0 domain
Molecular function (GO): ATPase binding; proton-transporting ATPase activity, rotational mechanism
Source: RefSeq, a predicted model, not a curated record
GCUUGCCGCUUGCAUCAGUUAAAUGCUUAACAUCACAAGCAAGUGAACGCUGGUGUUGGCCAGACGUGUGUGCUUUUUGUGGCUCCGUCGAGAUCAUUUCAUUCUUAUAUUCUACACAGGCGCAACUACGGGCAAAACAAGUUCUAAAUUUACCGCACGUACGCUUGUCGAGUCUUUAAAGUUUAUUGUGUAAAAAUCCGACUGAAACAAGGGAGCGGGAACGUGAAGAGUCGCCAAGAUGGGGGAUAUGUUCCGCAGUGAGCAAAUGGCAUUAUGCCAGGUGUUUAUACAACCAGAGGCCGCAUACACCUCUGUCUCGGAGCUGGGCGAAACCGGCUGUGUGCAAUUUCGCGAUCUGAACAGCAAUGUGAACGCCUUCCAACGUAAGUUCGUGACGGAGGUGCGUCGCUGCGAUGAGCUGGAGCGCAAGAUACGCUACAUCGAGACGGAGAUUAAGAAGGACGGCAUUGCGCUGCCCGAUAUCCAGGAUGACAUUCCGCGUGCGCCCAAUCCACGCGAGAUCAUCGAUCUGGAGGCGCAUCUGGAAAAGACCGAAACGGAAAUGAUUGAGCUCGCACAGAACGAGGUGAACAUGAAGUCCAAUUAUAUGGAAUUGACGGAGCUGCGCAAGGUGUUGGAGAACACACAGGGCUUCUUCUCCGACCAGGAGGUGCUCAAUCUGGACUCAACCAAUCGCCCCGGCGGUGUCAUCGAUGAGGCCACUGCUCAGCAUCGUGGACGCCUGGGAUUCGUGGCAGGUGUUAUCAAUCGCGAGCGUGUCUUUGCCUUUGAGCGCAUGCUGUGGCGCAUCUCGCGUGGCAAUGUGUUCCUCAGACGCUCCGACUUGGAUGAACCCCUGAACGAUCCAGCCACUGGCCAUCCCAUCUAUAAGACCGUCUUUGUGGCCUUCUUCCAGGGCGAGCAGCUGAAGAAUCGCAUCAAGAAAGUCUGCACCGGCUUCCACGCUUCGCUCUAUCCGUGCCCCAGUUCGCACAAUGAGCGUGAGGAGAUGGUCAAGAAUGUGCGCACACGCCUUGAGGAUCUGAAGCUGGUGCUCAGCCAGACCGAGGAUCAUCGUAGUCGUGUGCUGGCCACUGUCUCCAAGAAUUUGCCCUCGUGGUCGAUCAUGGUCAAGAAGAUGAAAGCCAUCUAUCAUACGCUCAAUCUGUUCAACAUGGAUGUGACCAAGAAGUGCCUCAUCGGCGAAUGCUGGGUGCCCACCAAGGAUCUGCCUAUUGUGCAGAAGGCAUUGUCCGAUGGCUCCGCUGCUGUCGGCAGCACAAUUCCGUCAUUCAUUAACGUCAUCGAUACGAACGAAAUGCCGCCAACCUUCAAUCGGACCAACAAGUUCACACGCGGCUUCCAGAACCUGAUCGACUCCUAUGGCAUUGCCUCGUAUCGCGAGUGCAAUCCGGCAUUAUAUACUUGCAUUACAUUCCCCUUCCUCUUCGCCGUAAUGUUCGGCGAUUUGGGCCAUGGUCUGAUCCUGUUGUUGUUCGGCGGCUGGAUGGUGGUCAGCGAGCAGAAAUUGGCGCGCAUCAAGAAUGGUGGUGAGAUCUGGAACAUCUUCUUUGGCGGCCGCUACAUCAUUCUGCUUAUGGGUCUGUUCUCAUGCUACACGGGCUUCAUCUAUAACGAUGUCUUCUCAAAGUCCAUGAAUAUAUUUGGCUCUAAUUGGAAAAAUCAAUACAACACUUCCACCGUUCUUGCCAAUGAACAUCUACAGUUGGAUCCAAAUACAACCGCCAUAGGUGUCUACCCUCUUGGCUUGGAUCCCGUCUGGCAGCUGGCCGACAACAAGAUCAUCUUUCUCAACAGUUUUAAGAUGAAGCUGUCCAUCAUUGUCGGUGUGCUGCACAUGAUCUUUGGUGUUUGCAUGUCCGUCUGCAACUUUGUACAUUUCAAGCGCUACUCAUCCAUAUUCUUGGAGUUUGUGCCACAAGUCCUGUUCCUGCUGCUGCUCUUCGGCUACAUGGUGUUCAUGAUGUUCUUCAAAUGGUUCAAAUACAAUCCUUACACCGAUUUCACGCCCGAUACACCUGCAUGUGCUCCAUCCGUGCUAAUCAUGUUCAUCAAUAUGAUGUUGUUUAAGAGAACGCCGCCAUUUCCUAAUUGUAAUGAGUACAUGUUCGAAUCGCAGCCUGAGCUACAAAAGACCUUUGUCAUCAUUGGUCUAAUUUGCAUUCCUUGGAUGCUGCUGGGCAAGCCGCUGUAUAUUUUAGCCACUCGUCGCAAGACUGUCGCACAUGUCAAGCACAAUGGCGAGUUGACAGGCAACAUGGAACUGGCCGAGGGAGAGACGCCAUUGCCCACUGGAUCUUCUGAAAACGAGGAAGGUGCAGGUGGUGCUCACGGCCAUGACGAUGAACCCAUGAGCGAAAUUUACAUUCAUCAAGGCAUUCACACCAUCGAAUAUGUACUCAGUACCAUCUCGCAUACAGCUUCGUAUCUGCGAUUGUGGGCUCUGUCCUUGGCUCAUGCUCAACUGUCCGAGGUGUUGUGGAACAUGGUGCUGUCGCUGGGUCUUAAGAUGUCUCCCUAUACCGGCGCCAUUGCACUGUACGUCAUUUUCGGCGCAUGGUGCUUGUUCACUCUGGCAAUUUUGGUCAUGAUGGAGGGUCUGUCCGCCUUCCUGCACACGCUGCGUCUGCACUGGGUGGAGUUCAUGAGCAAGUUCUACGAGGGUAUGGGCUAUGUCUUCCAGCCCUUCAGCUUCAAGUCAAUCAUUGAUGGCGAAGAAGAGGAAGGAUAAUUUCCACGACCCCACAAAAUAUAUAAGUAAUCAACUUAUUUGUAUCAGCUCGUUUAUUAUGUUUUUCCGUUUUGUUAAUUAUGUAUUUUUGUUUUCUCAAUACUGUCAGUAUUGUGGUGCUCUUCCCACAUUUACCUUCAUACAUUGUAUUCCAUCCGUUGUUGAAAUACUUGCGUCUUAUUCGAUAUGUAUUCGCAUAAAUCGUUUCCAAGCAAUAAUUUGAUAUUCGUUACAAAUAAUUUUUUAAUUAAAAGUCAGUUUUAUAACUGUCUGUUUAAAAUUUAUCGUAGGGAUGUUUGUGAGACUUGGGAUAUCCUUGAUAUAAAUUUUAAGCAAAUAUUGUACUUGAUAAAAUAAAGCAAGAAGAGAGCAGAAAA